CUGGCGCUAAAAGUUUUGAGCUCCUCAAAAGUCCAGAGCCACCAUCGUGUUCGCAGGUAGCCUCUGGGCUCCGGGGUCACCUGGCGUCCGGUCUCGGAGCGUGCAUCCCAGGACGGUGACACGCUCCCCUGAGCUUCGGCGGCCCCACUGCCUUCUGAGGAGCUGACAUGGAGGAGUCGCAAUCAGAACUCGGCGUGGAGCCCCCUCUGAGUCAGGAGACGUUUUCAGACUUGUGGAAACUACUACCUGAAAACAACCUUCUGUCCUCCGAGUUCUCCCCGGCAGUGGAUGAACUACUCCUGUCCCCAGAAGUUACCAACUGGUUGGAUGAGAAUCCAGAUGAAGCCCCAAGAAUGCAAGAGCCUCCUGUCCCCACUGCCUCCGCACCAGCCACCUCCUGGCCCCUGUCAUCCUUUGUCCCUUCCCAGAAGACCUACCCUGGCAGCUACGGUUUCCGUCUUGGGUUCCUGCAUUCUGGGACAGCCAAGUCUGUAACCUGCACGUACUCCCCUCCCCUCAACAAGCUGUUUUGCCAGCUGGCCAAGACCUGCCCGGUGCAGCUGUGGGUCAGCUCCCUGCCCCCACCCGGCACCCGGGUCCGCGCCAUGGCCAUCUACAAGAAGUCAGAGUACAUGACGGAGGUUGUGAGACGCUGCCCCCACCACGAGCGCAGUUCUGACUACAGCGAUGGUCUCGCCCCUCCUCAGCAUCUUAUCCGGGUGGAAGGGAAUUUACGUGCCAAGUAUUUGGAUGACAGAAACACUUUUCGACACAGUGUGGUGGUGCCCUACGAACCGCCGGAGGUCGGCUCUGACUGUACCACUAUCCACUACAACUUCAUGUGUAACAGCUCCUGCAUGGGGGGCAUGAACCGGCGACCCAUCCUCACCAUCAUCACACUGGAGGACGCCAGUGGUAAUCUGCUGGGACGCAACAGCUUUGAGGUGCGUGUUUGUGCCUGUCCUGGGAGAGACCGCCGCACAGAAGAAGAAAAUUUCCGCAAGAAGGGGCAGCCUUGCCCUGAGCUGCCCCCUGGGAGCACUAAGCGAGCACUGCCUACCAGCAGCAGCUCCUCUCCACCACAAAAGAAGAAGCCGCUGGAUGGAGAAUAUUUCACUCUUCAGAUCCGCGGGCGUGAACGUUUUGAGAUGUUCCGGGAGCUGAAUGAGGCCUUGGAGCUGAAGGAUGCUCAGGCUGGAAAGGAGCCAGGGGAAAACAAGGCUCACUCUAGCCACCUGAAGUCUAAGAAGGGGCAGUCUCCCUCCCGCCAUAAAAAACUGAUGUUCAAGAGAGAAGGGCCUGACUCAGACUGACGUCUUCUGCUUCCUUUCUCCUGUUGACACCCCUGCCCUCAUCCCCCUCCCCUGGCAUUUUUUGGGACUCAGGUGCUAAGACCUCUGCUUGAUGCAGAUGUGCCUCAGACAUUCUGCAAUUCUUCCAUUUGCUUGGCCCGGGCUCUGCUAAAGAAGUUGACCUGCACUGGUGGUUUUGGGGGUGGGAUGUAGCGGGUGCUGAGGCUUUACAGCUUAGCUUAUAAGGUUUUUACUGUGCGGAACUUUGUGAGAGGUAGGAAGGUGUUCCUGCAUGGAAGGAACGUUUUCCAAGCGGCCGUACACGGGCGUAGGAAGCCCCGUUCUCCACCAUACUAGCUAAGGAAACUAUAUUAAGUUGUUGAGUUUCUCCAACUUCAUUGUCGACACUUAUAAAAUGCUGGUAAUCAUACCUACCUCACGGGGUUUGUUGUGAGGGUUAAUGAAAUAAUGUGUGUCUGGCCCCAGAGCCACCUUCUAUUGCAUGAUGUCUAGAACUUAGUGCCCUCGUGGGCACUGGUUGUGUGUCCCCUUUAGUGGAUGGGUUGAGAGUUUCUGUGACUUGACUGAGCAGCUGGUUAAGGGGAGGGGAUGUCUAAGGUCCUUCUCUGCUGGCCCUGCCAAAUCCUGUGUAACCUCUUGGUGAACCUCAGCACUUAAGAGGAGGUCUCACCCCCAUCCCACACCCUGGAGGAUUCCAUCCGUGGUGUAUCUAUCAAGAUCUGUUUUACUUCCCCCAAAUUCUGAGGCAGAUUUCUUUUGUACUCUGCAGGGCACAUCUGCAUUUAUCACCCGCACCCCUUCCUUUCCCUUUUUAUAUCCCAUUUUUAUAUCAGUUUAUUUUACAAUAAAACUUUGCUACCAUCA
Molecule: messenger RNA, 2177 nt
Organism: Vicugna pacos (alpaca)
Lineage: Eukaryota; Metazoa; Chordata; Mammalia; Artiodactyla; Camelidae
Gene: TP53
Product: tumor protein p53
Biological process (GO): protein tetramerization; regulation of transcription by RNA polymerase II; apoptotic process
Cellular component (GO): nucleus
Molecular function (GO): DNA-binding transcription factor activity, RNA polymerase II-specific; RNA polymerase II cis-regulatory region sequence-specific DNA binding; protein binding
Source: RefSeq, a predicted model, not a curated record